Messenger RNA from Thalassophryne amazonica, 3587 nucleotides. RefSeq names its product chromosome 8 C15orf39 homolog (gene prmt2ip). NCBI's taxonomy places the organism in Eukaryota, Metazoa, Chordata, Actinopteri, Batrachoidiformes, Batrachoididae. The record is from RefSeq and is a predicted model, not a curated record. The transcript has 4 exons. Bases 140 to 3382 code for a protein of 1080 amino acids.
GCAGUUUUAACUUCUCCGCGUGGACUUCGGGCGGCUCGCGGGAUCCUCCUGACACGGUUUCGUUUCGGCGCAAUUUGCGGAGUUUUGGCGCACCGAGUCCACGCGUGGUCCCGUUUCAUGGCGUUUAUGUGGGCGUCACAUGCGCGAGGUCUGGAGCCAUAUUACUGUACCAUCAUUUCAAAGUGACUACAUGAUGAGCAACCAAUCUGCUCAGACCUUCACCGACCCAGCUUUCCAGAACAAGAUGCCAUUAUUUGAUGGGAGUGUCACAUCUCCAGGACUGCCCAAGCCACAAAAUAUGUCUGGUUUCUUCAGUAAGCAGCCUAUCCAGUAUAGUGGUGCCUACUUUGCUUAUGACCCCAGAGGAGCGGAUACAACAGCAUUUAGUCCUCCUUGGAGCAGCUGUAAGUCAUCUCUGUUGGAUUGUAGAAGUCCUGUUAAUAGCCUCUCUGGCUUGAAGGGACGAAACCACAUCAUUUACAGGCAAGACAACAUGCUGUCUUCAGAGAAAAGCCAUUCUCCUUCUGUGCAUCACAUCCCAUUAAAACAGGGCUUUACGUGUUACACUAGAAGUCCUGGAAUCAGCAGGCCUACAUCCCCUACAUCAGUGACUGUCAAACAGAAGAACGGAGGUGGGACUUCCCCAUCUGAAAACUCUGUUUACUUAGCAAUUCCAAAGCCAAUUUAUGGACAGAACCCCUACUGCAAUGAAUUGGGUUGUGUGGUAGGUCAGCAAUACAGCGUAGGACACGGGUCGCAGCGGAUACCAAACCCUGCUUAUGAACGAGAAUGGGUGCUAACUGACUCUCACUGCUCUGAAAGACUAUCCACUGAGAGAAACACACACAACCUGUUGCUGCAACAGAGAGGUCUAAAGGUUCAACCUACUGCAGAACCCUUCAAGAGGGAGACUGUGGAGACGUACAGCAGCUUGAGCCCAGGUAGAAGAAUGAGUUUACCUGCUGUGAUGGAGCCAAACUACAAUAGCUAUCCCUGUACCCAAGUCCGCACUCUGCUUGGUCCUUUAAGUGAGCAGAGCCAGCAUUUACAAAGUUCCCCCAGAGGCUAUCAUAGCCUGUACUCCUCCCAUCCUACACAUGAGCGCAUGACCUCAGAGGUUUUUCAGGAGUGUUCUGUUUCCAAAUAUGGACAACUAACAAAGCACCCAAUGUUUUACUACCCCCAAACAAAUGUGGAGCUAGAAAACAGUAGACGAACUAAAGAUAGUCAUGGUAAGCAGAGAGAUGAUGUUCCUGUUAUUCUUCAACAUGCAGUUUCUAGCCCACGGGACCAUUAUGUUAUUCCCCAGUCGAUUCAUGAUGAAAUUCCUUUGCCUAGUGCUCAAUCAUUGCCAAAUCAUUCCUUUGUGCAGCAUUUUGAUUACCCGUGUUAUGCAGUUCCGAGAGUUCAUUUGAAUGGAAGCCCAGUCAGAGUCCCUGUAAAAAGGCAGCAUGCGCCGCUUAGUGGCAUAAAUAUUUCCCCGACCAGCCAAUGUAUGGACCACCUCUUGGUCUCCUCUGCCAACCUGCACAAUGACAAACCCAAUACCAGCCUGCAUACUUCCCCACCAUUCCUCCAUGUGGACCAACCCAGUUCUAGCAGGCAUAUCGGACAACCUGAGUUUUCACCAGUAGGCAUACAAAUUGGCAAGUUGUUAUCCCCAACCACCAGCAUGCACAUAGAUCAGCUUCAUUCUUCUCCAGUUAGCUUGAACAUUGACAGACACCUGGACUAUUCCCCCUGUAACGGCCAACUUGCAUAUCUAAAAACACCCCGUGGUUUUGUCAUUUCCCCUGGUGCGCAGUUACCACAAUCACCAAAUCGCAAUUCAGCUCAGGACCAAACACCUUUAGCCAGUGGUUCAAAUCUUCAAAAAAAAAUGUAUUCUCCUACAGUUGCAAAAGGAAGUGAACAUAAUGGCUCUGCUACUGUUAAUCCUACAGGGACUUUGAGAAAACAUCUUUUGGACUCAUCUCCUUGCAGCAACAUUAAAGAAGAGACUAAGGAUUUAUGUCAGGUGGGUCCCAUAAAGAAAAGACCAAAAAUGGAAAAAGAAGAGAACAAAAAUGACUCUCCUCCUAUGCCAGUGAUUGAUGUAGUCUUCAGCCUGGCACCUUACAAAUCAUACCUGCAGAAGGCUAGAGCAUUAUCUCCAGCAAAAGAAUCUCAGAGAACUGUGCAUUCACCUGAGGUGCAUGAAGUAGAAACCAAGUCAUACAUUAAAGAGAAAAGCCCAGCCAGUGAAGAACAGCUGCCUGUAGUCUGUGCACAAACUCUAGCAGAGAAGUCUGAUGAAGCCCUUGAACCCAAAUGCAUAAAGCUGGAAAAAGGAGAUCCAGAUGGAAACAAGUCUGCUCGCAAAAUCAAAGAAGAGGACUACAAUGAGACAUCAGUCAAAAUGGAGAAACAGGAGGAUGGUUCACCUAACAACAUUACAUUAUUUGUGAUUAACAAAUGUAAACCUGAAGAGCUUGAAUGUCAGCCCCCGUGUGCAGGUGAAAACAACACUUCAGAUCAUUCUGCACAGAGGGAGGUAACCAAAGACAUGGAAACAUUUUCAGAAGGUAACACUUGUACAGAGCGCACACGGGUGGCAGUGCCUGACCCAAAAUCUAUUCUCCCCCCUGAACCACCUCAGAAUAAAAUAAACUUCAAGAAUAUUCCCCUUCAGUGUCUGAAACUGUCCACCUACAAAAUGAUUCUCCCUGAUACGAAGCAGUCUUCUAAGCCUGUGUCAGUCAUAGAAAAAUCUUUAGGAAUGCCUGCUUCAGCAAAUACACCCCACCUGGAGCACCAAAUGCCAGUCCGUAAGCACUUCUUUGAGCUGCACCAUUCUUUGUGCAAGCUAGUGUCCAGAUCUGUGUCAGUGUCAUCGCAGGAGGACCUUAGGACCUGGUUGUUUCAUUUGGAACUCGUUGAAACUCCUUCCCACAAUGUGCAGAAAUUAUCGUGUUUGUUGGGGGUAAAAGCCCGGGAGGUGUGGCUCAACGAGGAAAUAAAAUCGGCACUCCAUGAGGUUGUCGAGAGGUUGAUGGAGUACAUCUCUGUGGAAUAUUGUCCAUUUCCACAUGUUAUACGGUCAGGGGCGGUGUUCAUCCCCAUGUUGGUUUUGAAGGAGCUGCUGUUCCCUUCGGUGCAGGGCAGCUUUAUCGACAAGGUGCUGCAGGAGCACAAAGUGGUGCUGAGGCCCACCACCCUCUCUGAAGAGAAGCUCCUUAUCCAGUUACACAAACGAUCCUGUUCCUCCAAGCUCAGGAGGCUGAUGUCCCUAAAAUACCUGCCUAAUGUCUACAUGGAUGUGGUCAACCUUUACUAUCAUGCCUGUGUCUGCAGACACUUGGAAUCAACCUCACCUGAUGUCCAAAAGAGAAUCCAGGCAUAGACCUGGAUGAAUCUAGUAACAGAGACACGGGCGAAGGUUGCGAAGAGAAUAAAAGUUGUAAGAGUCUUGUUCUGCCUCCCUCGCCCGCCUCAGAGUCAGACUCUCAUGUGAAAGCACAGCACUCCAAAUCUCAAAAACCGAAAAGCAGGAUAACGAGCAGCUCAAGGCGUCUGUUUUUAAAUGAUUCUAUGACAGAGGAGGAAGA